Molecule: messenger RNA, 2230 nt
Organism: Anastrepha obliqua
Lineage: Eukaryota; Metazoa; Arthropoda; Insecta; Diptera; Tephritidae
Product: 1-acyl-sn-glycerol-3-phosphate acyltransferase gamma-like
Exons: 5
Coding region: 329-1498 (389 amino acids)
Cellular component (GO): endomembrane system
Molecular function (GO): 1-acylglycerol-3-phosphate O-acyltransferase activity
Source: RefSeq, a predicted model, not a curated record
UCUACAAAUUUGUUUUUAUGUUGUAAUUUGGAUUGAUGACGAUUGGAGCUAAAUUUUUAAGUCGAUAAAUUCGGUGCUAUUUUUUUAUACUAAGCAACAAGGGUAUUGCAAAUAUAAAACAAUAAUCAAGAGCCAUAAGGUAACAAGUGUUUUAGUGUUGUAAAUUUAAAUGGCAAGGGAUUUAUGUACGGCAAGCGGGUUUCAAUAGUUGCUUAGUGAGGCAAUAGUUUUUUUUGUGAUGGGUGCUUGAAGAUUAUAUUCAGAUAUGCUAUGCAUUAAGUAGAAACUAAGUUUGAAUAAGCGCCUACACAAGCAGAUUACAUAAAUCAUGUCUUCACUUGCGGCGCUUAAAAGGUUAAGACUGAUACACUUAUGCAUUGCCAUCACUUUCUUUAUAUCUGGUCUGGUGAUAAAUCUGCUGCAGUUAAUAUUGCAUGUGGGCUUGAAACCUUUCAAUGUCGUGCUAUUCAGACGCAUCAUGUAUUACCUCUGCUAUUCGCUGAACUCCCAGCUACUCUUUGUUGCCGAAUGGUAUUCGAAUAGUAAAUUAGAUAUUUACAUGGAUCCAGAUGACUUUAAGAAGUAUAGUGGGAAGGAGCAUACCAUGCUUAUAAUGAAUCAUACAUAUGAAAUUGACUGGCUGGCCGGUUGGAUGUUUUCAGAAAAGAAUGGUGUUUUGGGCAACUGCAAGGCUUAUGCCAAGAAAGCCAUUGCAUAUGUGCCUGCAAUUGGUUGGGCUUGGUAUUUCGCGGAAUUUGUCUUUUUGGAGCGUUCAUUCGACAAGGAUAAAGAGAUAAUUGCACGCCAGCUGAAAGAAGUGUUUGCCUAUCCAGAUCCCGUGUGGUUGCUGUUGAAUGCUGAGGGCACUAGAUUUACGCAGAAGAAGCACGAAGCUUCUGUUAAGUUCGCGCAAGAGCGUGGCAUGCCUUUGUUGAAACACCACUUAAUACCGCGCACAAAGGGUUUCACUGCAAGCUUGCCUACCUUACGUGGUCGUUGUCCAGCUAUUUAUGACAUUAAUUUGGCCUUCAAAAAGGAUGCAAAGAAUCCACCGACUAUUUCCUCUCUACUAAACGGACUGCCGGUAGAAGCUUACAUAUUCAUACGUCGCAUUCCACUUGAGGAUGUACCUGAAAAUGAGGUGGAGGCUGCUGAGUGGCUUCAAAACUUGUUCCGCGAGAAAGAUCGCAUUAUCGAUAGCUUCCACACAACAGGCAGCUUCUUUGAAACGUCUGGCUUUAAGGAAGUUCCUGUUAUGCGCUUUAAAUAUCGCCCAUAUAAUAUGUUGAAUUUCAUUCUUUGGGCAGUAUUCUCGAUAUCGUUAAUACUGUACUAUUUAGUAUCUUCAUUUUUGUCACAAAACUGGAUUGGGCUUUCGAUUGCUGUCGGCAUACUUUUGGCAAUCUACAUACUUAUGGUGAAAUCCAUUAAUAUGUCAAAAAUCAGCAAAGCGUCAUCAUAUGGUUCCGAAGCACAAACACAUCCAAAGUCCAAUUAACUCAAAUGUCGAACAAGCACUCGCGUGCACACUCAUCCGAGCAAACAUUAUUUACAAAUUUUAUCAAAAUGCACAAACGUACACAAAAUGAAACGUACAACCGAUAAGAUUCUAAGAUUGUAACCUUUAUAUAGGCGUAUGUAUUUUUACAAUAUCAUGUUCAUUGAAAGAACUGAAUUGUUACUAUUUAAGUGAAUAAAACCGAGCAAAGUUCAGAUGUAUUUAAAAAAUGCUAGCAAAUUUAUGUGCAUAUAUUAUAUAAGAAUAUACAUACAAGAUGUCUGUGAACUAUAGCAACGUAAGUGGAGGACCCAUUAGAAUUUACUUAAAUACCUUACAUUAAUAUUUAUGUGACCUUUUAAAUAGUAACUACAUUAGAAUAUUUCUGACUAUGAUGAAAUAGGAAAAAAGGCAGUUGACUAUAUAAGUUGAAAUAAGAUUUACUAUAAAACCGAAAGGAAUGUCUUCGAAUUUCUUAAACGUUUACCGCUUCGUAUAUUGAAGCAGAAAAUUCCUAGAAGCACAAUACAACCACCUACUACAAUUUAAGUGUUUUACGGCUGUAAACCACCUAUUGAAUAUGGUAAUAAGAAAACUUCCAAUAAAAAUAGUUAAUUAUUGAGUUAAGUUGUUUGAAAGAGGUAAUGGAAGUUAGUGUAAAGAGGCUAGCUGAAAAGUAAAUCAAUUUGAAUUUGAUAAAUAUGUAAAUAAAAAUAUAUUUCAUACAGAUAA